GCUUAAUUACAUGACUAGCAAUCAACUGGCAAAGUCACAGCUGUCCAACAAAGUAACAGUCACAGCUGUCCAACUGUGCUGAACAAUUGUAAACCGCGCAUUACGGCUAGUGAGUUAUGUUGAAUGUUUUAUGAAUUGCGUUUUUAUUUAACAGACACGUUGCGGCUCGACAAGGUCACUACGCCUGUGUUGUUAUGCUACUCGCCCGAGGUGCGAGGACGGAUGUAGAGAAUUCAGCGGGCGAGUUGCCGGUGGAGGUAUGCUCUGGUCAGUGCCAGACCGCGAUCUCCCUCAACAUGCAGAUGGCGCUCGCAGUCUCCGACAAGCCUGUACGCUGCAGACUUCUAUGCAACGAUAUAUCGAAUGGUCGCGAGCCGUACCCUGUGCCGUGUAUCAACGAGGUGGACGAGACGGGCGCGCCUGACGACUUCACGUACGUGACGCGUCACGUCACGCCCGCGCCCCUACAUCUGGAUACCGCGCUCGCCACCAUGCAGGUACAUUUCUAAAGCUUUAAAAUCACACUAUAA
This is a messenger RNA of Papilio polytes (common Mormon), 530 nucleotides long. Its product is annotated as histone-lysine N-methyltransferase EHMT2-like. The coding region runs from base 195 to 509 and encodes 104 amino acids. The record is from RefSeq and is a predicted model, not a curated record. Lineage: Eukaryota; Metazoa; Arthropoda; Insecta; Lepidoptera; Papilionidae. The transcript is spliced from 3 exons. Gene Ontology annotation, molecular function: p53 binding; protein-lysine N-methyltransferase activity; histone methyltransferase activity.